Physella acuta is the source of this 2045-nucleotide messenger RNA. Its product is annotated as leucine-rich repeat-containing protein 27. Gene Ontology annotation, cellular component: cytoplasm. Lineage: Eukaryota; Metazoa; Mollusca; Gastropoda; Physidae. The record is from RefSeq and is a predicted model, not a curated record. Gene Ontology annotation, molecular function: protein binding.
CUUGUCACGUGAUCUUGUUGCAUAGCGAUUAUUUUAGCUUCAAGCAUGGCCGAAUGUUUUUAUUAUUGUAAAUUGUAAAUGAUCGACACGAGGUUUUGGCAGUAGUAGGCCCUCUACAUGCUUUACCAUAUUUACAAAUAAUCUACAGGACAACAAUAAAAGAAUUCGUUUCGAACUUUUAUCACUAAAAACAAUGGAGAGUGGCGAUUCGGAGAUUUUUGUUCAUUCAUCAAAUUUCGAGUCGCUGAUUCAGGGCGGCUCUCAUUCCGUUUCGGCUCCUCAGUCAGAUUCUCAUUCAGAUACUCAUGAUUUUGAUAGUAAUAAAGCGGUUGAAGGCGAAGAACAUAAUGAUGACGAUAGUUUUGAGGAUGAAGAACUUCAAACAGAAACUGAAAUGGUCCUUAGCACAACAGCCAACAAUUCUUUCGAUGAAGGCGAAGCUGAUACUUGCGAAACACCAGCUGAUGUUGCAUUUGUAAAAACGAAAAAAGAACAAAAUAAAAUUGCUGAAAUUAUUGAAUCAACAAAACGUUUGCGAACUUCUUCUAUUGAGCUUAGUCGAAAACGUUUGCAAUCAUUUCCUGAAAUGUUGUUGGAUUUAUCUAAUUUGGAGUACAUGUAUCUUGAAGGCAAUGAAAUAGCAUUUUUACCUGAUGAGUUUUUCAAGUGUUUUCCUCAUCUUUUAUGGUUAGACCUGAGGAAUAAUUUAUUAAGUCGAAUACCAUCAAUGUAUCUUUCAUGCCACACAUGUCUUCGUAAUCUCCUGCUGGAAGGAAACAAUCUCCGUAACCUUCCAUUGGAGUUAGGUCUAGUCAAGAGUCUUCAUGGAUUAAAUAUAGCUGGAAACCCACUAGACUUUCCUCCACAGAUGAUCAUUGAGACAGGAACUCAAGGCAUCCUUCAGUUCCUCAGGGACAUGAUAGAUGCUAAAAUGUCUGCUAAAAUGUCUGAUUUAGACUUACAGUUAAGUGAAGACCACCCAGAUAGCCUUGAACAGAUCAGUGCCAGCUCUGAUGAUUGGAACACAACAGCUAGUAUGAUGGACAUAGCUAGAAUAAGGGCUCAGGUGUCUGCAGCACAACAUUAUGGAGCGUCCACAGAUUCUGAAGUCAAACCUUCUAUUUCUCAACUUAAUGAAAGACAUCAUAAAAAGAACAAACUCAAGAAAACUGGAGAGCUUCCUCCUUUAGAGCGAAUUAAACAAAUGAAAGAGAGCAAGAUGGCUUGGAAAGUGAAUCACUUUCCUUCACCCCCCACACAAGAGUAUGUAACUUUUAAAAUGAAUGAAGAAAAGCAGAUGGCAAGAGUAAAAGAAUUUCAAGAAAAAACAGAUGCAAUUUUACAGCGAAGAAAGGACGAUGCGAUGCUUAAAAACUGGAGAGAGGAAGCAAAAAUACUACAACAGAAAAAAUAUUCAAAGCAUUUUGUGCCUGGAGAAGAUUUCAAAGAACCAGUAGAACAAGCACCAUUUGAUAUAGAUCCUGAUAUGAAGAGAGUUCUUUCUAAAGAGGAGCGUUUGAAGGCAGAUAUACAGAAAGAAAAGAAGUUAAAAGAACAAAGAAAUCUUUCCCCUGCCACUCGUCAUAGGAUAGAAGAGGAAAAACAGGCUAGAAUUUGUGAGCUUGAAAAAAGAAUUAAGGAUCUCACAGCUGGGAUGGUAGAGAGAAGAAGACAGCCUAAAGGUUCUCCUCAACAGGAAAUGGAAAUCGCAAGGAGGGAAAUGGAAAUGGUAAAAAAUUUACAAAGAGGUCUGAUGCAACGUUACCAAGAACUGAAAGCAUGGACUACAGGUCAAAGAAUUACAGAGAUCAUUUUUCUAGACCAGCAAGUGCAGGUUUUAGAUUUUAGGCAUAGGAUGGCUGAAAAAAUGCAUGCGGAGUUACUGGAAAAAAGAAAAGACAUGGAGUACCGGUUUAAAUCUUAUUGUUAAAUGAUGAGUGAGAGUACAGAUAUUUCAGUGUUUUCUUCUGAAAUUUGAUUUGACUGUGAUAAUAAAGACAAUUUUACUGCUAUUAUGCCACAAUAACAAAACAAAAAAAAAAAAA